This is a messenger RNA of Ziziphus jujuba (common jujube), 1433 nucleotides long. Its product is annotated as putative F-box protein At3g24700. The transcript is spliced from 2 exons. Gene Ontology annotation, molecular function: protein binding. The record is from RefSeq and is a predicted model, not a curated record. The coding region runs from base 203 to 1324 and encodes 373 amino acids. Lineage: Eukaryota; Viridiplantae; Streptophyta; Magnoliopsida; Rosales; Rhamnaceae.
GUCCAAUCGGACAAGAUAUUUUGGGAUCUGUUUUAUAAUAAAAUAAGAAUUUAUACAAAUUUUUAGCCCCAAAAAAAAAAAAAAAAGUUGUUCGCAUCCCUCUGCAUCCGAUCCGCCGAGAAGCAGAGAACUCCUGACGGCCAACUGUACAACAACAGAGCCCAAACAUCCUCUUCUGGUGUUACGUAAUAAUAAGCAUAGAAUGGGGCGCAUUUGCAAAUUGGAAGAAGAGCUGGUGUUGGAAAUCCUGUUGAGGUUACCCGCAGAGUCUGUUAUCCAAUCCAAGCUGGUGUGCAAAAGGUGGUACACUCUCAUCAAAGACUCGGCAUUUGCGACCAGGCAUUUCCAUUAUUCUACCACCAUUGUACCAUCCUCUACAACAACACUCUUGCUCACUGGACCAAGUGGCUUAGCCAAGGACUAUGUGAUAUGCACCUUGACAAACCAAGAUGUUGGCCACCAUGGCGGCGAUGUGAUGAAUUAUGUUGUUGAAGAAGAAUCCAAGCCACCACAUUAUCUGUUUGUGACGUCUCAUUGUAAUGGCAUCUUCAUGGUGUCUUUAGUCCCUUUUGUAGGCACUAUUUUAUGGAAUCCCACCAUCAAGGAAGUGAAGCUUCUACCCAGUCCAAGGUAUUACCCUGUACAUGGGGAAGGAUUUGGGUAUGAUUCCAAAGCUAAUGAAUACAAGGUUGUCAGUAUUCCAUCAUAUUGUUCUUGCAAAGCUGAGAUAUAUACUAUGAGUAGUAAUUGUUGGAGAGAGAUUGAGAUGCCAAUAGAAAUCGGUCAUAGCAUUCAGGAACAUGUUUACUGCAAAGGAGUUUGUUACUGGUUAACGUUGAACGUUCAAGAUAAGAUAACCUUACUUUGGUUUGAUAUGUCUGAUGAGAAAUUUGGUACCAUAGAGUUGCCGCUUAGUGCUAAUGAAAAGGAAGGAAUAUAUGAGAAGAAUAACAGGCUGGUGUUGCGGAAUGACACCAUUGUUUUGUUGUCAUAUCCUAGAGUGUUUCCGACUGCUAGUAUAGCCAUUGAAAUGUGGGUGCUUAAUGGUUGUUGUUGGACCAAACUUGAAACAAUUGGACCGCUGUCCUUAAGCAUAGCAAUGGCAUUUUGGAAGAGGGAUGAACUCCUUUUUAAGGAUGGAAAUCGAGAAUUGGUCUCCUACAAUCUUCGCACAAAAAAGAUCAGAAACAUUUCGUUUGGCACUAAGCUUACAAGUUUUGCAGGUGCUUACCCUUAUGUGAAGAGUCUGGUUUCACUUAAGAGAGGUACCAAACUCGAUCGUUUAUCCACAUUUGAAGCCUGCCUCAAGUUUUUUCGAAGAUAAAUAAUUGGAAUAUGCAUAUGUUUUUUUCCUUUUGAGCAUGUGAAGCAGAGGAUUCUGUGAAAAUUAAUUAAGCUUCAUUUGUAAUUGAAGCGUAUGGUUUUCAUGUUUU